UCCACGGUCGCUCCCCCUCUCGGCCUCCUCGUUCCAUGUCCAAACUCCUCCCUCACCUCCUCAAGCCCCUCCGUCCACGUCCAAAUACCUAUUACCUCGACCCUCGAGCCCGCAAGCUUACCGAGUCCGUCGUCGGUAUUCUUCUCUCUCGCCAUGCCGAUCCCCAGUGGGAGGAAACCCUCGCCGAGAUCUUCUCCCCCGAGGAGGAAGACAUGGCCCCCGUAUUCGCCCGCAUCCAUGACCCAGACGCCGCCCUAGCCUUCUUCUACUGGGCGCGCCGCCGACGCCCGCCCUGUGCCGAUCCGCUCGACUCCCUCGCCUACUCCGCCCUCCUUCUGCUCCUCGCCAGGUCCCGGCGCCUUCAUGAGGCUGCUCUCUUGCUCGAAGAGAUGAAGAGAGAGGGCCGGACUCCGAAUCGUGACGCUUCUGGCGCCCUGCUCGCUGCAUAUGCCAGUUCAGGCGCCAAGGGGAAGGCUUUGGAGGUUUACACGAUGAUGAAGGAUGAAGAUGGGGGUUUUCCUGACGUUUCUGACUGCAACUGCUUUUUAAAGGUGCUCGUAGAGCAGCGGGAUUAUGAUUUGGCCCGUCAAGUGUACGACGAAAUGGUUAAAAGAGAAGACGGGGCGGAUAAUUACAGCACUGGUAUAAUAGUCAAGGGUUUGUGCUUGGAAGGGAGGAUGGAUGAAGCUAAGAGCUUGAUCGAGGAUAGGUGGGGAGUCGGGUGCAUUCCUAAUGUAGUAUUCUACAACAUGCUAGUUGAUGGCUAUUGCAUUAAAGGCGACAUCAGGAGUGGAUAUGCUUUGUUCAGGGAGAUGCAGAUGAGAGGAUUCUUGCCCACUGUUGUAUCAUAUGGCAUAAUUAUCCAUGGAUUUUGCAUGAAAGGAAACAUUGUGGAUACAAAUAAGUUGAUUUUAGAAAUGAAAGCACGUGGAUUGCAACCGAAUGUCCAAAUCUAUAAUGAUGUGAUCAAUUCUCGAUGCAAACAUGGUUCAGUUAUCGAAGCAAAAGUAGUGUUGAGGCAAAUGAUUGGAAGUGGGCUUGAACCUGAUAUCAUUACAUAUGACAUUUUGAUAUCCAGCCUUUGUCGAGAUGGAAAGGUAAUGGAAGCUCAGCAGCUUCUUAAGGAAGCUGUAAACAGGAGGUUGGAACCAAAUAAAUUUAGUUAUACACCAAUAAUACAUGGAUAUUGUAGAAUAGGAGAGAUUAAUAUUGCAAUUAAUUUACUUGCUGAGAUGAUUGAGCGAGGUCAUAAACCUGACUUGGUAACUUAUGGAGUUAUAAUUCACGGGCUUGUCUCCGUGGGUGACAUGAACAAUGCAUUAGCAGUUAGGCAGAAAAUGUUGGAUAAGGCAGAAGUCCCAGAUGCUGCAAUUUAUAAUGUUCUAAUAAGUGGUCUCUGCAAGAAAGGGAUGUUUCCCUCUGCUAAGAAGCUGCUUUCUGAGAUGCUUGAUCAAAAUGUUGUCCCAGAUGAAUUUGUUUAUGCCACAUUGAUUGAUGGAUUAAUCAGAAAUGAGGAUCUCAAUGAGGCAAAGAAGAUUUUUGAGUUCAUGGAAAAGAAAGGAAUUAAACAUGGAAUUGUGGUGUACAAUGUUAUGAUUAAAGGUUAUUGUAAAUUUGGCAUGACUCCUGACGCACACUUGUUUCUCAAUAGAAUGAGAAAGGAUGGUUACUUCCCUGAUGAGUUCACUUACACAACACUUAUAAAUGGUUAUGCCAGACAAUGCAACUUGGACAUGGCUAUGCAGAUAUUCAUUGACAUGAUGAAGCGGAGAUGCAUACCAAAUGUAGUCACAUAUUCUGCUUUAAUCAAUGGAUAUUGUCGAAAUGGAGACACAGAUACAGCUGAAGCUUUAUUCAGAUAUAUGCAGUGUGGUAAGGUCAUACCUAAUGUUGUUACAUAUAGUAUUCUUAUAGGAACCUUUUUUAAAGUCGACAAAAAGGAUAAAGCUAUUUCGUAUUUUGAGGCCAUGUUGAAAAGCAAAUGUCUUCCUAAUGAUUUUACAUACCGUCACAUACUUGAUGGACUAACUGAUGAUAUUUAUAUUGCAUCAAUAAGAAACAGUAAUGUUGAGCAUCAACUUGAGCAUCCAGUUUUCAGUGUCUUCAGAAAUAUGGUUCUUGAUGGCUGGAAUCUCAAGACUGCUGCAUAUAAUGCUAUCAUUUUCUGCCUUUGCAAGCAUCUAAUGCUUAGAAAUGCAUUGGAAUUGAGAGAUAAAAUGUUAGAAAAGGGUUAUUUACCUGAUUCUCUCACAUUUCUUUUCCUUCUACAUGGAGUUUGUGCUCUCGGGAAGUCAAAAGAAUGGAACAAUAUUCUUUCGUGUCAGUUUCAGCAAAAUGAACUUGAGGUGGCUGUUAAAUAUGCCACGUUCAUCGAUGAGUUAUGGCAUCAUGGAAAAAGUUCUGAAGCUUCCUUAAUUUUGCAGACAUUGCUUGAAGACAGUCCACAAUCUCCGAAUAUGAGCCACCUGGUUUCUGUUUUAUAACAGUGAGCAGUGCACUUGGAUUUUGAAAAGAUGAGACCGCGAGAGGUAGUGCUUUUAUUUGAAUCGAUUGUAAAAGUUAGUAAAUGGCUAAGGCUAACAGGAAAAACAUUUCUUCCUUAAGUCACAUGUCAAAGGCAUGGAGAUGAGGUUAUACAGUUUGGCCAUGCAUACUACAUCUGAGUUGAGGUUCGAUUGUACCUUGAUAAGAAGCAAAAUUAUUGUCCCAGUCUAAAAAAAAUGCAUGCGGAUAAUCUUUAUGUGGAUAAACAUGGCUGCUUAGUUUUUGUGGAAAUUCAUUCCGAGUGUGUUGUAUGCAGAUUGAGCUUCUGAAGGUUAGGGACCAUAGGGUUGGGUGACGCAUGUAAUGAAGCCUCUGCAGGAUGGUUUUGCUUCGAAUGCAGAUAAUGCUAGUUGUGUAUUUGAUUCAGAGAUGCAUGCAGGAACCUCCUUAUUCAUUUCCAAAGUUGGAAGGGCUCAGUUGGAAGAUCCAAACAGUAGAUUCAUAUAUUUUUUUCAUUUUACUUGAAAACUAUAUGGAGAAAGCACUGAGGAGGGUGGAGUCUACCAGAGAUCCUGAGUUCAUUAGCAACUGAUGGCUCAACUUGCACUUCAAUUUUGACGCUGUUCACAGGCGCACAUCACAAUUCUCAAGUCACUAAAGUGAUGAAAAACAAGGCUAUCUUUACCAUGUUUCUCUUGUUUUUCUCGUAUAGGAUUUUAUACAAAAAUAAUGAUUCGUAUGAGCUAAUGUGAUCUUUGGAGGCUGUAUCUUUUUCCUUGCAUUGGUUUACUGAAGAAUAAACGAUAUACAGAGAAAGUUGGUUCUUUCUUUUU
This is a messenger RNA of Zingiber officinale, 3317 nucleotides long. Its product is annotated as pentatricopeptide repeat-containing protein At1g52620-like. Lineage: Eukaryota; Viridiplantae; Streptophyta; Magnoliopsida; Zingiberales; Zingiberaceae. The record is from RefSeq and is a predicted model, not a curated record. Bases 36 to 2483 code for a protein of 815 amino acids. The transcript is spliced from 4 exons. Gene Ontology annotation, molecular function: protein binding.